AGUACAUGCACAUAUGCCAAUAUGUAACUAUGUAGUUGCACAAUUAUGUAAAUAGUCAUAUCCAUGGAUACCUAUGAUUGAUGUAUCAAUGAUUUAAUUUGAUGUGCCCUAGCCUACUAGGUACCUAGCACCCUAGCAUACUAGGUCUUAUCUAAUCCAUGGAUGUAUUCAAUCAUUGCAAUGUUGUACCCAAAACGUCCCUCCGAAAACUGAACCUAAAAAUCGAUAAGGACUUUUUGACUUGACCAGGACUAGCCAGGACUGACCGCCACACUGUUGGCCGAAAUUAAGUCAACCUUCUCUUUCGUUCUGUACCUACAUACCUACAUACCUUCCACUUACAUAUCCAUUACUUCUUCCAAAAGAAAAAGAAAAGAAAAAAAAAAGAAAAAGAAACUCAAUUCCAAUUGAACUUAACACUAACUCGACAACAUGCAAGGCUUCCUCCUCUCAUUGUCCCUAGUGGCAUCUAUCACCAUAGGUGCUUUAGCCUCGACCCCUUCGGAGCUAAAGAUCGACGUGACCCUCCCCGUCGAAUGCGAUCGAAAAACGCAAAAGAGCGAUACCAUUCAAGUACACUACAGGGGAACGCUUGCAGCCAAUGGGAACAAGUUCGAUGCCAGUUACGAUCGAGGCACUCCCUUUAGCUUCACCCUAGGCGGUGGUCAAGUCAUUAAGGGAUGGGAUCAAGGGCUCUUGGACAUGUGCAUUGGGGAGAAAAGGACCCUAACUGUACCUCCCGAGUUCGCUUACGGAAAUCGAAACGUGGGAUCCAUCCCACCAGGAUCUACUCUAAUCUUCGAAACGGAGCUCAUGGGCAUCAAAGGCGUCCCUAAGCCCGAGUCCAUCGUAACCAAGGCCAGUAGCAGCACGAGUUCAGCCGCUAGCGAGGCUUCCGAGAAGGCAUCGGAAAAGAUUGCGAGAAAAGUCGAAGAAGCCGUCGAAGUCGUAGGGACUAUGCUUGCCGAUACCGAUGAUUCUCAGGACCACAAUGAGCUGUGAAGUCAUUGAUUCAUAGGAUUUCGCUUCCAUAGACACGUAUAAAUAUACAUACUUGUAUGGCUUACUUUGAGUUCUUACUAAUAUAAUAUUUAUAGCUUAUAAUGUUAU
Messenger RNA from Hypoxylon fragiforme, 1110 nucleotides. RefSeq lists its product as uncharacterized. The transcript has 4 exons. The coding region runs from base 433 to 1002 and encodes 189 amino acids. Lineage: Eukaryota; Fungi; Ascomycota; Sordariomycetes; Xylariales; Hypoxylaceae. Gene Ontology annotation, molecular function: peptidyl-prolyl cis-trans isomerase activity. Gene Ontology annotation, biological process: protein peptidyl-prolyl isomerization. The record is from RefSeq and is a predicted model, not a curated record.